Molecule: messenger RNA, 5952 nt
Organism: Cyprinodon variegatus (sheepshead minnow)
Lineage: Eukaryota; Metazoa; Chordata; Actinopteri; Cyprinodontiformes; Cyprinodontidae
Gene: tsc2
Product: tuberous sclerosis 2
Exons: 41
Coding region: 220-5829 (1869 amino acids)
Biological process (GO): negative regulation of Wnt signaling pathway; negative regulation of TOR signaling; regulation of small GTPase mediated signal transduction
Cellular component (GO): cytoplasm; TSC1-TSC2 complex; nucleus
Molecular function (GO): GTPase activator activity
Source: RefSeq, a predicted model, not a curated record
GGAACACGUCGUCAGAGGGUUCGUGUGGCAUCCGGUUCGGUAGAGGAGGACUGAACGCAGCUUUCGGUCACUAAUAAACAGUUAAAUGCACAGCAGCAGCUGCAGCAGCAGCAGCAGCACACGGCCUGGUUUGCUCUAAAAGGACGAAGCUUUGAAUAAAUGAAGGAGAAAGCGACAGCACUUCGGUAAGGCAUCAACAGCAGAUAAGCUUCUUUUAGGAUGAAUAAACAACAGAGCAAAGAGACACUAAAAGAAAAGGUCAAGGGGAUCUUUGGGCUGGGGACACCUCGCCAGCAAACGAAACAAAAUGAUUCCAAGCUGCCUGAAUUCAUUAUUACAGCUGACAUCAUAAAGGAACUCCACCCUGAUUGUGGCCUCAGCAACCGCAUCCGGGUGAUGAACCAGAUAUGUGAGCUGGCAAAAAUAAAAAAAUUUGAAGAGAAUGCAGUGGAGGCUGUUUGGAAAGCUGUGGAGGACAUGCUGUCACCCGAGCAGCCACCAGAGGCCAGGCAUGCUGUCCUUCACCUACUCAAGUCCAUCAUCCAAGGACAGGGAGAAUGGCUUGGUCCUCUUAGGGCCUACUUUUUUAAGGUGGUCAGAGACUACCAACCUUGCAAUGAGGACCUCUCAGAGAGAUUGGAAGUGUUCAAGGCUUUAACGGAAAAUGGAAAGGACAUCACAUACCUGGAGGAAGACAUUGCCCGGUUUGUCCUCCUGUGGAUGGACAUUGGUCUUACCACAGAUUUCCUCCAUGUCCUUGUGAAUCUAGUAAAGUACAACAGCUGCUACCUGGAUCAGAACGUCUCCCUCAUGGUCCAGAAAAUCUGUUUUCUGUGCAACCGAACAACAUCAUCCACAGAUAUAGAGGUGGCGCUUCAGGUCUUGGAUGCGGUGGUUUGUUACAACUGCCUGCCUUCAGAGUCCCUCACUGUCUUUAUUAUAACUCUUUGCCGUACGGUGAAUGUGAAGGAGUUCUGUGAAUCCUGCUGGAAGCUUAUGAGAAAAGUUUUGGGGACUCAUCUUGGCCACAGCGCCAUUUACACCAUGUGUCGGAUCAUGGAAGAGAGGAUGUACAUGGAAGAUGCCCCGCUGCUGAGAGGAGCGGUGUUCUUUGUGGGAAUGGCUCUGUGGGGCGCUCACAGACUCCCUGCUCUGAAAAACACACCGACACUUGUCCUGCCAUCGUUCUACAAGGCCAUGUCAUGUGCCAAUGAGGUGGUGUCGUAUGAGAUCGUCCUCUCUAUCACCAGACUGAUUAAGAAAUACGGCAAAGAGCUGCAGGUGGUCACAUGGGACAUCCUGCUGGGCAUCAUUGAGCGACUGCUGCAGCAGAUCCAGACGAUAGGCAGCCCAGAGCUGAAGACCAUCGUGUAUGAGCUGCUGACCACAGUAGAAGAGCUGUAUGAGCAGAAUGGUUACCAUGGCUCCACGGAAAAGUUCUUCGUUCUGGUGGAGAAAUGUGCCGACAAGAGACCUGACGCGUCGGUGCUGACCCUUAUCUCAUACCGAGCACAGUCCAUUCAGCCUGCGAAGGAUGGCUGGAUCCAGAGCCUCCACUGCCUCAUGGAGAAAUUCUUUAGGAACGAGACUCGCAGCAGGAUCAGGAUCAAAGUGCUUCAUAUCCUCUCUUUCGUUCUCAGCACCAAUCGGCAGCUCUAUGAGGAUGAGCUGAUUGAGAAGGUGGUGAUUCCUCAGCUCAGUGGGAUAGCUGAAGACAGGGAUCCAGCUGUCAGAACACAGGCCACCCAGCUGCUGGUGGACCUUGCUGAGGGCUGUAACACACAUCACUUUACCAGCCUCCUGGACAUCAUUGAGCGGGUGGCAAACCGCCCUCUGGUUUGCUCCGGGUCCCUGGAGGUUUCUGAGAGAGACUCACCAGCUGACUCUCCUAUGGAAGAUGUCAGGACUGCUAUACGGGGCCUGCUGGAGAUCUUGCAGAGCAAACUCUACAGCUUGCCAGCUGGCCAUGCGAGUCGGGUUUAUGAGCUGCUAAUCAGCCACCUGCAGCUUCACUAUAAGAACAAAUACUGCUCAGCUGUCGCUUCCAGCAUCAGACUACAGGUGUUUGACUUCUUCCUGAUGAUGCGUGCUGACUCUCUGCACCGUGUGGGGGUGCCUAAUAAGGAUGGUGUGAUGAGGUUCAGCCCUUACUGCUACUGUGAUGCAGGGGAACCGGAGAAGCGUAUUUGUGAUAAAAAGCCUGCAGGUUCCAUAUCGCCCCCUGCUGGCAGUCCUGCUCCAGGUGUUGCUCCUCCUGCUUCAACAACCUCCAUUCGUUCAGCCUACCUUCCGUACGCGCCUGCCUUCACCAUCCUCCUGCAGUGCCUCAAGAUGGAGACUGACUGGAAGGUUCUGAAAGUCGUCCUUGAGAAGCUGCCGUGGAUGCUGCAGUUCAAAGUCCUUUUAUUAACUUCAGCGUGCAGCUUGGAUCACCUCUGCUCAACGCUCUGCGCCAUGGUGACGGAUCGUCAGAUUUCAGAGCGUUUGAAAAAGAUGCCAGAGGGUUUCUCGCGCACAGACGUUCAGCUGGCAGUGGUCCCGGUUCUUACAGCAAUAACCUCUUACCACAGCUACCUGGAGCAAUCCAGACAGAGAGAGUUAGUUCAGUGUCUUGAGACCGGCCUCAUUUAUCGAUGUGCCAAACAGUGUGUGGUGGCCCUUACCAUGUGCACGGUGGAGAUGCCUGACAUCAUGAUCAAGCUUCUCCCAGCUCUUAUCGUCAAGCUCACCCACAUCUCUGCUACUGUUGCUAUGGCUUCUCCCAUGCUGGAGUUUCUCUCCACUUUGGUGCGAUUACCCCAUCUGUACGCCAACUUUGUAGCUGAGCAGUAUGUAAGCGUAUUCGCCAUCUCGCUGCCCUACACCAACCCCUCAAAGUUCAACCAGUACAUUGUAUCCUUGGCCCACCAUGUGAUUGCCAUGUGGUUCAUACGCUGCAGACUGCCCUUCCGCAAGGACUUUGUUCAAUACAUCACCAAGGGUUUGCGCUCCAACGCCCUUCUGCCUUUUGACGACGGACACGAGCAAAGCCCCUUCCGUGCACGAAGCACAAGCCUGAAUGAAAGGCCCAAAAGUCUGCGGGCUGGAAAAGUGGCAAAGCCUUCAGCAUCUGUAGCCAAUAGCAGCAGCUCUCCAGUUAAAGAGCUGAGGGACCUUUCCGCCAUGGAGGCUUUCCGCUCCCGCAGCAUCAGCGUCUCUGAACACGCGGUUCGCAGGAUGCACACUUCAACCACAACCUGCAGCCUGGGCUCUGCUGAUGAAAAUGCAGUGACUCAGGCCGACGAGGGGCUUAAGACAGUCCACCUGGAGCUCACGGAGACUUGUCUUGACAUGAUGGCACGAUAUGUGUUUUCAAACUUCUCUGCUCUGCCUAAGAGGUCUCCUAUUGCAGAAUUUCUAUUAGCCGGAGGUCGCAGCAUGACCUGGUUGGUGGGCAACAAGCUUAUCACCAUCACAACCAGUGGGGGGGUCAGAACACAAGCCUUGCUGGGCCUGGAUAUGUCUGAGCGUCUGGGAGGAGGAGGAGGAGGAGGAGGAGAAAUGACGAGGUCAGAUCCGUCACUUCACACCCGAAUGACCAAAGAGGCUCCGGCCAAACUGGAGUCGCAGUCCAGUCAGCAACAGAAUAGGACCGCUCGGACCCGGGUCCGCUCUAGAUCAGGUGGUCAUGCACUGCGGGCUGGUCCUAUUCAGAGUCUCAGUCCUCUAGUUUCUCCCUCAGAAGGAGAGUUGGCUCCUUCUUCUUCUCCCUCCUCUGGCCCCACCUUAGAUGGUGUUGGUCCUCCCUCCUCCACCUCUGCCCCUCUGUCUGCCCCCCCUCCCCUCAAAGACAACCCUAGCCUAGCUGAAUUUGUUCCAAUGCUUACUCAGGGUUGGGCAGAAAUCUUCAUUCGGAGACCUUCAGGUAACACCAGCUGGCUGAUGUGUCUGGAGAACCCACCCAGUCCUUUCUCCUCUGAGCUGGGUAACAUGCCUCUGCAGGAGCUCUCCACUGUGCUGAUGGCAAUGGAGGGAGUAAAGGAGCCUCCUACUCAGACAGCUAGUGCUCCAGCCAGCACAGCCGCUCCAGCGCCAACAUCUGUGUCUGAACCUCUAACUCAAACACACAGUAGUGGUGGCGGAAAGACAAACUUGUUUCAGCGCUCCAACACAGACUCGGUGGUGGUACUGGAAGAAGUCUCAGGGGUCACAGCAGAGCACACCCCACUGGAGUGGGUGGAGGUUGAAGAGUUUGAGGCGGUUCCCACCGAGCCCAUUUUCAUGUCUACUGAGAAAGCUCCCUUGCUCAGUAGGUCGUCCUCUACCUCCAGUCAGGAUGAUGAAAAGUCCACUCUGGAAGAAGUGAGCGAAGGAGCGAUUCCCAUCGAUCAGCCCGGUGUUGGUCCUUCCACCCCAGGAAGCCAAGGGCCCGAGCUUCCGUUUCAGAGCCACUCUCAGUCACAGGGCCACGGACUGAACAAGUCUAGCUCGUCUCCGGAGCUACAGACCUUGCCAGAGGCCUUCACCAAAGCAGCUCUGGAGUCUGAGAAAGCUCAGGGGGACAUGUCUCGGCCCAGAGCACCCUCAGAUGGCAAGGCUCAGGCACAGCAGCCUUAUUCAGACAAGGAAAGAGCAGAAGGGAGCACAGGGGUGGACUUUAAUGCACCAGGAGGUUCGGUCCAAGGCGCAGAAAGCUCAGGCUCCUUGUCUCAGGCCGGAGGAGUUGCCAUGAAGUUGGCUUUUCCAGCUGCUCCUGCAGCACCUGGGCCGAUCUCUCCCAGUGGAGGCCACAGACCCCGUGGUCACACAAUCUCUGUGUCAGCCCCAUCCUCCAGGAGGGAGAGGAAGACGGAGAGGGACUCCUACCACAACCGAACUGGGCGCAGCAACACAGAGAAGAUCUCUGGACUUAGUCCCAGCUUUGUCUUCCUUCAGCUGUAUCACUCUCCUUUCUUUGGGAAUGAGGCAAAUAAGCCGCUCUUGUUGCCCAAAACGCAGGUGAUUGAUCGGGCUGUGAAGGUUCUGGACCAAAUGCCUCCUUAUGAUACCCAUAAGAUUGGAGUGGUGUUUGUAGGAGCCGGUCAGGUUAACAAUGAAGUUGCCAUCCUGUCCAAUGAAUAUGGUUCUAAUCGCUACGCAGCCUUCCUCACCGGACUCGGCAAAUUAAUCCACCUGAAGGACUGUGACCCCGACCAGAUCUUCCUGGGAGGACUGGACCAGUAUGGGGAUGAUGGAGAGUUCACCUACUGUUGGCAUGACGACAUCAUGCAGGCUAUAUUCCACAUUGCCACAUUAAUGCCAAAUCGGGAGAGUGACAAAGGCUGCUGUAACAAGAAGCGCCAUAUUGGCAACGACUUUGUCAUGGUUGUCUAUAAUGACUCUGGAGAAGAAUACAAACUGGGCACCAUAAAGGGUCAGUUUAAUUUUGUGGAAGUCAUUAUAAAACCGCUGGAUUAUAAUUGCAACCUCGUCUCUCUCCAAUGCCGAAAGGACCUUGAGGGCCUCGUAGACCCAUCGGUGGCGAAAAUCGUUUCAGACCGCAACCUUCCUCUCUUGGUUCGACAGAUGGCUCUGCAUGCAAAUAUGGCUUCUUUGGUUCAUCAGUACAGAGCGAAUCCCUCGGAUGCUUAUGCUUCCAAGUGGCUGGCACGUUUACGGCACAUAAAGAGGAUCAGAACCAGAGCUCAAGAAGACAUCCAGUCCCGCUCUACUCCUGGAAUCUCACUGACCCAAGGACACGCUCAGCAGAACAAACCAUUUCAGCAAAGCACGUCUGCAUCAAACUCCGAGGCGUCCGGGCAGAGAAAACGACUCGUCUCAACAGUUGACGAUUUUACUGAUUUUGUUUGAUUGCUUUGGCACACACUCUCUCUUUUUCUUUCUCUCUCUCUCUCUCUUUCACACACACAAACACACACACACACAGGUUGUGUUCGUGUGUUUACUACUGUAGGAAUUAAAAGUGAUCAUUUU